Molecule: messenger RNA, 1289 nt
Organism: Xenia sp. Carnegie-2017
Lineage: Eukaryota; Metazoa; Cnidaria; Anthozoa; Malacalcyonacea; Xeniidae
Exons: 4
Coding region: 273-857 (194 amino acids)
Source: RefSeq, a predicted model, not a curated record
CUAAAAAAUUGGCACGGCUCGUCAUGUUUAGACUUUUGUGAAAACGACAACCCAAGAUAUAAAUGCGAUCGCUCUGGGAAGAAAAUAUGUAUGAAACAUUGGUAUGGUAAAAUUGUUCAGUUUUUUGCAUUAGCGAGAAAGGAAGAUUCACGUGCGGUGAAAAUGGUGAAAAGAUUUGCAAUAAAAAUAAGGAAGGAAAGGAAUGUAAUGUAACACGAUCAUGCAGGAAUAUCUCGGUGAGCGGACUUUUUUAUUGUGAGCCGACAGACGAUAUGAACGACAAAGAUAUUCGAUGUCCAAAUGGUUUAUUGGACACACAAUGUUUGCAAAAUUGCUUUGACAUCGAGCAGCACGCACAGGAAUAUAAGCAGAAAUGCUUGGAAAGUAAAGGAAAAGCAUUACUCUGUUCCGACACAACAAUUUUAGAGGAUCAAUGCGAAAUUAUGCAACCAGCAAAUUUAGGAGGGCACAAAAACUCCAAAAAAGACAAGUCGAAUGUGAAGCUUUACGGUGGUUUAUUUGGUUCGUUUUUACUCGUGAUUAUAAUAACGACGAUUGUGGUAAUUUAUGUCAGUUUGAAGAAAAAAAAUGGCAACAGCACAUCUCCAAUUUAUGAAAAUCCAAAAGAAAUCGCCAAACAUGUGUUCGAGCGAAGCUACAAUCGAGCUGAACUAACUUUAAAUAUUGACGAAUUGAUAAAGCGACGUCAGUCUAGUUAUGAUGAAAUUGGGUAUGUGAACGAAGGAAUGAUGGUUGAGAAUCCUCUGUACCAAUCAAAACGAAAUAUGCGAGCAGUUUCAUCCAACCAUGUUAUUCCUGUGGCACACGUGAUCACCACAAGUGAUAGCCCAGUGUGAAGAAAUAAAAUGACAUGACGAGAUAUAGUGAGAGUCAGAUGGUUCGAAAAUUUUACGUAAACAGGUUCUGUCAGGAGUAUACGAAUGAAACAAAUGCAAUAAAUCAACUUGCUGUGUGCUUUCUUGCUCUUUGUUCAUUUCAGUAUGUUUACAGUUUCAGUGUGUUGUUAUUCUGAACUUAUUCAUACCAUUUCUUGUUAAAAGCACGUCGAUGAACUUGAUUUUUUAUCUCCAUGUACUUCAUAUACGUAAGUGUAAAAUAUAAACACAAUAAUUGUAUAAGAUACUUUCCAAUGUAAAUAGACCAUUAUUUUUGACAAGUGAUUGCUAAUACACAAUUUGAUUAGACAUUUUACGACUUUGCCAGGAAUAGUUUUGAUGCAAGGCUGAUUCUUCAUGUCAAUAAAACGAAGAUAUUUGAUUUUAGUGAAA